UCCAGAAUUUACAGAGAGCGGUGGCACCGAGCGCACAAUCCUGAAAUUGUCUGGACACGGAACAGUUCUUUUUCAGUUAUGUGUUGGACGUCGACGAGGACAUGAGACGAACGUCCCAGAACAGCAGACCCUUUGAGGAAAUCCAGGGGGCACCCUUCCUUGACAGAGGGGGGAUCCUACAAGAGGGCAGGCAACUCGAGGGCAGCAGGUUUAGCGGGCCAGAAAUGAGCGAACAGCUGGAAAGCAGAGUGGACCCGGCCCCUCCCCCCAGCGAGAGGGUCACCUUGGUGGUGGACGGCACUCAUUUCGUGGUGGACCCGGCAGUCUUUACCGCCCACCCGGACACCAUGUUGGGAAGGAUGUUUGGCCCCGGUCGGCAGCACAACUUCACGCGGCCCAAUGGGAAGGGCGAAUUCGAGAUCGCAGAAGGCAUCGGCGCCAGCAUCUUUCGAGUCGUCCUCGAUUUUUACCGAACGGGGGUCCUGCGGUGCCCGGAUGGCGUUUCGGUGGCAGAGCUACGAGAAGCCUGUGACUACCUCUGCAUCAACUUUGACUACAGCACGGUGAAGUGCCGGGACCUCAGCGCUCUGCUGCAUGAGCUGUCCAAUGACGGGGCACGCAAGCAGUUCGAGGGCUUCCUGGAGGAGCUGGUGGUGCCCGCCAUGGUGGCCAGCGCGCAGGAGGGCGAGCGGGAGUGUCACAUCGUGGUGCUGACGGACGACGACACGGUCGACUGGGACCAGGAGCACCCCCCGCCCAUGGGCGAGGAGUACUCCCAAAUUCUCUACAGCACAAAGCUCUACCGCUUCUUCAAGUACAUCGAGAACAGGGACGUGGCCAAAGCGCUGCUAAAGGAGCGAGGGUUGAAGAACAUUCGCAUCGGCAUCGAAGGGUACCCCACCUGCAAGGAGAAGGUGAAGAGGCGGCCGGGCGGGAAGUCGGAGGUCAUCUACAACUACGUGCAGCGGCCCUUCAUCCAGCUGUCCUGGGAGAAGGAGGAGGGAAAGAGCCGCCACGUCGACUUCCAGUGCGUGCGCAGCAAGAGCGUGCCCAACCUGGCCGCCAUGGCGGAGGGGGCGUCCCGGGGCGGGGCCACCCCUACCCCGCAGGUGGACGAGCUGGACCGCCUGAACGGGCCCGCCCCUCGCCUCCUCGCCACCCCCCAGGCCCCCAGCGACAGCUGAGGCGUACGCGACCCCCACCUGUGACCCCCUCCGAGUGACCGCCGCACCGACUGCGUUCCACCGGAGCUGGUAAUGGAAGCAGCGCACCGGAGAACUGAAUCACGCCGAUGUCCA
Messenger RNA from Megalops cyprinoides (Indo-Pacific tarpon), 1298 nucleotides. RefSeq names its product BTB/POZ domain-containing protein KCTD20-like. NCBI's taxonomy places the organism in Eukaryota, Metazoa, Chordata, Actinopteri, Elopiformes, Megalopidae. The record is from RefSeq and is a predicted model, not a curated record. The coding region runs from base 102 to 1184 and encodes 360 amino acids. Gene Ontology annotation, cellular component: cytoplasm. Gene Ontology annotation, molecular function: protein binding. Gene Ontology annotation, biological process: positive regulation of phosphorylation. The transcript has 8 exons.